Messenger RNA from Plutella xylostella (diamondback moth), 1153 nucleotides. RefSeq names its product LIM domain transcription factor LMO4. Lineage: Eukaryota; Metazoa; Arthropoda; Insecta; Lepidoptera; Plutellidae. The record is from RefSeq and is a predicted model, not a curated record.
AUCCACACGUUGCGCGGGGAAGUGCCGCCGUACCGCGUUCGCAUUAACACUUUUUUCGAAGUUCUUUGUACAAAAUUUCUUUUAAAAGUUGUAAUAAGUCGGUUUUGUGUCAAGAUAUAAUUUAAUACGAACCCUGUGAGUUAUAGACUGCAGUUCACGGUGUUACUUGUUGAGUUGUUACGUUAAAUUGUGUUUUUUUCUGUUAUUGUUGAGUUUUUUUUGUUUGGUGCAUCGUGCCGGGUCUGAGACCGGUGGGCCCGCGAGGAGCCGGCUAGCAGACCCUAACACACAAAGCCUUUAGGCGUGCAGUAGUGGUGGUCGCUCGGCGGCCCCGCAGCCGGCAAGCUGGCCGCCAGCGCGCUCAGCAUGAACCCGCAUUACCACGGGUAUGCGGAGCUCAGCUCGCCGCACCCGCCCUCGCCCGAGGCAGCCUUCGCCGCCAGCAACGGCCAUGAAUACCCUCACAAUAACAACAACCCAGCACUAAAAGAAUGCGCCGGCUGUGGAGGCAAAAUAGUAGAAAGGUUCCUCCUACAUGCCCUCGACAGAUACUGGCACCACGGCUGCCUGAAGUGCGCGUGCUGUGGCCAGGCGCUCGCGGACAUGGGACGCUCCUUCUACUUCAAAAGCGGGAUGAUAUUGUGCAAAAGCGAUUAUACGAGAAUGUUCGGCACGGGCGGCGCGUGCGCGGCGUGCGGGCAGGCCAUCCCGGCCAGCGAGUUCGUGAUGCGCACCGGCGCGCCGCCGCAGCUCCACGUCUUCCACAUCAAGUGCUUCGCGUGCUCCAAGUGCGGCUCGCAUCUUAUGCAGGGGGAUAGGUACUACAUGCUAGCGGGGUCGCUAGUGUGCGAGCAGGACUGGCACAAGCUGGUGAAGAGCGCGAGCGCGGCGCCGGGCCCGGGCGCGCCGGUGCGCAAGGGCAAGGUGGGCCGGCCGCGGCGGUCGCGCGAAUGAGCCGCGACCGACGCCGCGCCGCCGCCGCCGCCGCCGCCGCUCUCGCAGUCGCAUAGGGAUUAUGAGGCGAUGAUGGCGUGUUCGUACCUGACGCGGCUCGGCUGAAGCCGGGGCCGUCGGCGCCGUGCUGGGGGCCUGGCGGGGGCUGCGCGGGGGGGCCGCGGGGGCUCGAGCCCUGCCUCGACCCCGGCCUGCUGCU